AUGUUUGGCAUAGCUAAAGAUCCUUUACAACAUACUAACAGUGAAGACAGCGAGGGAGAGGGAGGUUUGGGUAAUGUCUCUCGCGUUAUUAUACGUCCUCCAGGAGUAAGUGGCAAAGCCAAAAGAGGUCACUUGUGUUUUGAUGCCGCUUUUGAAACGGGCAAUCUGGGUAAAGCAGACUUGUUGGGAGAAUUUGAAUACGAUUUAUUUCUACGACCGGAUACCUGUAAUCCUCGUUAUCGUUUUUGGUUUAAUUUCACUGUGGAUAAUGUUAAACAGGAUCAAAAAGUUAUAUUUAAUAUAGUAAACAUGUGUAAAUCUCGUAAUCUAUUCAAUGCUGGCCUAACACCUUUGGUCAAGUCAUCUUCGCGACCGAAAUGGCAAAGAUUGCCUAAGAAAAAUGUUUUCUACUAUAGAUCACCUUUGCAUCAAAAUCAUUAUGUUUUAAGUUUUGCUUUUUCAUUUGACAAGGAAGAUGAUGUCUAUCAGUUUGCUUUAGCACCACCCUAUAGUUAUUCACGUAUGCAAGCGUACCUGAGUGUCAUAGAAAAUCGUCAGCAACAAGGUGAAAAGAAAUUCACUAGAACACUAUUGACCAAAAGUUUGCAAAAUCGCAAUGUUGAUUUAAUAACCAUAGAUCAUGUUAGUGGCAAAACCAAAACGAAUCGUAUUGAUCGCAGUUUUAUACGUGUCAUUAUUAUUUUGUGUCGUUCUCACGCCAAUGCUAGUCCUGCUUCAUUUAUGUGCCAAGGUUUUCUGGAAUUUUUGUUAAGUAAUCAUAAUAUCGCUAAAGUAUUAAGAGAAAAUUUUGUUUUCAAAAUUGUGCCAAUGGUUAAUCCGGAUGGUGUAUUUUUGGGUAACAAUCGUUGUAAUCUUAUUGGCCAAGACAUGAAUCGUGUGUGGCAUGUUGCCACCGAAUUUUCUCAUCCUGAAAUUUAUGCCAUUAAGAAUAUGUUAAAGGAAAUUGAUAAUUCAGAUGUGAGUAUUAUAUUAUAAUGUAAAUUAAUUAAUUUAUACAUUUUCCUUUUAUUGUUACAGUCAUAUCAAAUAGAUUUUGUUAUAGAUUUGCAUGCUCACACAAGUCUACAUGGUUGUUUUAUAUAUGGCAAUACAUACGAAGAUGUCUAUCGUUAUGAACGACAUUUAGUAUUUCCUCGACUCUUUGCAGCAAAUGCCCCCGAUUAUGCGGCCAACAAUAUGAUGUUUAAUACCGAUGAAAAGAAAUCAGGUUGUGCUAGACGUUUCUGUUGUGAACGUUUAAGUGAUACAGUGAAUGCUUACACCUUGGAAAUAUCAAUGGGUGGUCAUUAUUUAAAAGAUGGCAAAACAGUGGCCUUGUAUAACGAAGAGGGUUAUUACAGGUGUGGUCGUAAUUUAGCUAGAACUUUUUUACAAUACUAUCGUUUUAUAAAUGUUUUACCCGUGGCUUUGCCGGCUGAUGUGCGUCAAAAGAAACGACGUCCUAGGACACAUCAAUCCCGCUCAAGAUCUAAGACCCGCUAUGAAGUUAAACCCCGACCUAAAACCACUAGAUGUUAUGCUCCAAUUUCUUAUACAAAUCUUUCCAUAUGUUACGAUUCUGGUGGUUCUUCGGAUGAGGGAGGCUUUUCACCCACUCGUCCCUUAGCUCCUGGCAGUAGUCAUUUUAGUGGUUAUCGCAACUAUCGUCGUGUAGCCAGCAGUACUUUGCCUUCCAUACAAACACCUCAUGAUCAAUUUUCUUUAUUGCGUUUAAAAUCGGGUAAAUUUGAUUUAACUCAAGAUUCUUCGUUGCCAGAAUAUGGUCGUAAAUCAAAUUCUCCGGAGAAGCAAAUUAAGUUCGAAUUACCCGUGAAUGUACCUCCUAAACCAUAUCUCUCAAUAAUCGAUUUAAAUCAAUUGACCAGAGGAAGUUUAAAAGUUAAAGCAACAAGUUUUGAUGGUUAAGUAA
Lucilia sericata (common green bottle fly) is the source of this 1930-nucleotide messenger RNA. Its product is annotated as cytosolic carboxypeptidase 6. Gene Ontology annotation, molecular function: metallocarboxypeptidase activity; zinc ion binding. NCBI's taxonomy places the organism in Eukaryota, Metazoa, Arthropoda, Insecta, Diptera, Calliphoridae. The record is from RefSeq and is a predicted model, not a curated record. Gene Ontology annotation, biological process: proteolysis. The transcript has 5 exons.